This is a messenger RNA of Lodderomyces oxycetoniae, 3756 nucleotides long. RefSeq names its product mismatch repair ATPase (gene MSH6). Gene Ontology annotation, biological process: mismatch repair. The record is from RefSeq and is a predicted model, not a curated record. Gene Ontology annotation, molecular function: ATP-dependent DNA damage sensor activity; ATP binding; mismatched DNA binding. The transcript has a single exon. Gene Ontology annotation, cellular component: nucleus; MutSalpha complex. The coding region runs from base 1 to 3756 and encodes 1251 amino acids. NCBI's taxonomy places the organism in Eukaryota, Fungi, Ascomycota, Pichiomycetes, Serinales, Debaryomycetaceae.
AUGGGUAAACUUGUUACGCCGCGAAAAGUGUCCACUCUGUCGCCUGCUAGUCAGGAAGGUUCAUCGGGAGUUAAGCAAAAACAGCAAACUUCAUUAAUGUCCUUCUUUAAGCCUAUACCAGCCAAAUCUUAUAUGGAGCUGGUCAGAGGUACUCCAGAACAGAAAGGUUUACCAUUGUCAUCGUCGCCACCUAACCCCCUGCUGAGACUCAAAUUUCUGAGUGAUAAAGAGAAUGAGUUAUAUACAGAAGGAAAAUCUGAUUUAAACAAUUCUUUUACAUCUAGUGCUACUUCACCUCCGGAAUUGGACCGAGAUUAUAUUACUCCCAGCAAGAAAACAACAAGGUCUUUGAAUGCUACACCUUUCAAGGACAGAGAAUCGAGUAUCAAGUCUAGUCCAGUGACGACGAGUCGUGGUAGAAUCAGUAAGAAAAUCAAUUAUGCCGAGUCGGAAGAAGAAGACUAUGAUGAUGAUGACGACGGGGAGGGGGUUCAAACAUUCAGGACACGGAAAAGGAAAAGAAUUGGUCUCAUUGAAAGCGAUAGUGAUCAAGAGGCAGAUUUCAAACCCAAUGACUCCGAUGGCGUUGACUCCGAUGGCAUUGACUCCGAUGGCGUUGACUCUGAUGGCAUUGACUCUGAUAGUAAUGUUUCGAAAAAUAUGGAUGAUUUCGUUAUUGACAACGACAAAGAUGAAGGGCUGCAGUUGAGAAAAAAAAGAAAACCCGAGACAAAGACAAAGGCAAAGAAUUCCUCUUUAUUGUCAAGUGAAUCCAAUAGCAGUGAUGGCAGUAGUGGUGCUAACAACCGCUUGAUAGAAAAGUUCAAUGCCGCCUCGUUGUACACUUCUAAGGACUAUAAACCUAAACAAUACCUGUCCAAACCAUUAAAUCCCGCUAAGAAAAACUUUGCUAAAGAAAACGAGGAAAGAUAUCAUUGGCUAGUGAAUAUUAGAGAUGCCGAGAAAAGAACGCCAGACGAUGCCAACUACGACCUGAGAACUCUUUACAUUCCACAAUCUGCAUGGUCAAAGUUUACUGCGUUUGAAAAGCAGUACUGGGAAAUAAAAUCGAAAAUGUGGAAUACGGUUGUCUUUUUCAAAAAGGGCAAGUUUUACGAAUUGUAUGAAAAUGAUGCAAUUAUUGCAAAUACCGAAUUUGAUUUGAAAAUUGCUGGUGGCGGCAGAGCCAAUAUGAAACUAGCAGGCAUACCUGAGAUGUCGUUUGAGCAUUGGGCCAAGGAGUUUAUUAGCCAUGGAUAUAAAGUAGCUAAAGUUGAUCAGAAAGAGUCGAUGUUGGCAAAAGAAAUGAGAGAUGGAGGCUCCAAAGAAGAAAAAAUCAUCAAGAGAGAGUUAACAGGUAUAUUAACUGGGGGAACUUUGACCAAUUUGGAUAUGAUUACUGAUGAUUUGUCCACUUAUUGUUUGAGUAUAAAAGAGGGAAUUGGUGAAGAUGGAGGCAAAAUCUUUGGAGUGGCAUUUGUUGAUACUGCAACGUCAGAGUUAAACAUGAUAGAGCUCCAUGAUGACGGAGAAUGUACUAAGCUUGAUACAUUGAUAACUCAAGUAAAACCAAAGGAAAUAGUUUGUGAAAAGGGGAAUCUUUGUCAAAUUGCAACCAAGAUUUUGAAAUUUUGUGCACAUUCCAAUAAUCAAAUAUGGAAUUAUUUGAACCCAAUAACGGAAUUUUGGGAUGUUGAUAUCACUUUGGAGCAAUUGGUCAAGUCAAAAUACUAUAAAGCUGAAGAUUUAGACGAUUUUUCAAAUUAUCCUAAAGUUUUACUUGAUUUCAAGGAAAAUUGCCAUGUUGCCUUUAAUGCGUUUGGAGGACUACUUUUUUACUUGAAAACAUUAAAGUUGGAUCUGAGCAUAAUGAGUCUUGGAAAUAUCAAUCAUUAUAAAAUUUCAAUGAAUGAAAACUUGCAUAUGAUAUUGGAUGGUAUAACUUUAAACAAUUUGGAAAUUUUAAACAACAAUUAUGAUGGAGGUGAUCAAGGAACACUUUUGAAAUUGAUAAACCAAGCUACAACCCCCUUUGGUAAGCGUCAUUUGAAGAAAUGGGUGCUUCAUCCGUUGAUGAAAAUACCAGACAUUAAUGCUCGGUAUGACUCAAUCGACUAUUUACUUGGAGACGGAUCAAAUCUUCUAGACAUAUUACAAGCAUCCUUGACUCGUCUACCCGACCUUGAAAGGUUGCUUGCUCGCAUACAUGAAAAGACUCUAAAGUUUAAGGACUUUUUAAGAGUUAUUGAAUCUUUUGAAAAUAUUGCUAAGUUUCAAAGUCAAUUAUCAGAAUAUGUUGAAGUCAAAUGCGGUGUACUUCAGAAAUAUUUGAGUCAGUUUCCUAUGGAGGAGAUGAAUCGAUACAUAAAAGAGUGGGAGGAUGCGUUUGAUAGAGAAGAAGCCAAAGCAGAUAUAAUAGUACCAGCUACGGGAGUUGACGAGGAAUUUGAUAACUCGCAAGCCAAAAUGAAAGAUUUAGAAGACAAGUUAAAUCAGCAUUUAAGAGAAUACAAACGUGAGUUUAGGUCACAAGAGAUUUGUUAUCGUGAUUCUGGAAAGGAGAUAUACCUUAUUGAAAUACCGGUAAGAUUUACCAAGCACAUUCCUUCCAAUUGGGAAACAAUGGGUGCUACUUCUAAAGUCAAAAGAUUCUGGUCACCUGAAGUGAAAAGGUUGGCAAGAAAAUUAAUGGAACAACGAGAAUUACAUAAGAUGGUUUGUGAUACUUUAAAAUUCAGGAUGUAUGACAAAUUUGACUUACAUUAUGAAACAUGGAUGAGUGUAAUUAUAUGCAUUGCAAACAUUGAUUGCAUAUUAGCAUUAACAAAAGUUUCUGGAACCAUUGGGUACCCGUCCUGUCGUCCCGAAUUUAUUGAAAGUGAGUAUGGUCAUAUUCAAUUUAAAGAGUUGAGACAUCCAUGUUUUACUGGUGCAAAAGAGUUCAUUCCCAACGAUAUUCAAUUAGGUGGCGAUGAGCCGAGAUUUGGGUUAUUGACUGGUGCCAAUGCUGCCGGUAAAUCUACUAUUAUGAGAACCACAGCUCUUGCUGUUAUAUUGAGUCAAAUUGGAUGCUACAUUCCCGCCGAGCUGGCAAAAUUGACUCCAGUAGACCGAAUAAUGACUCGACUUGGAGCCAAUGACAAUAUCAUGCAAGGGAAAUCGACCUUUUUUGUUGAAUUAUCGGAAACUAAAAAGAUUGUUAGUAAUGCGACAUCCAGAUCUUUAGUGAUCUUAGAUGAACUAGGUAGAGGUGGUUCCAGCAGUGAUGGUUUUGCUGUUGCGGAGUCAGUAUUGCAUCAUUUAGCAACUCAUUUACAAUCGAUUGGUUUUUUUGCAACUCACUACAAUAGUUUAGGAUUAGCCUUUAAAACGCAUCCACAGAUCAAGCCUUUGAGGAUGGCAAUUAUUGUUGAUCAAAGUUCAAGAGAAAUUACCUUUUUAUAUAAGCUAGAGGAUGGUACUGCUCUUGGUUCAUUUGGAAUGAAUGUUGCCUUGAUGUGUGGAGUAUCAAAAGAAAUUGUUGAUGAUGGUGAAAUUGCUGCGAAAAAAUAUGAACAAAUUUCGAGUUUGAAAAAGACCAAAGUGAGCACUACAGAUGGAGAGGGUGUAAUUGAUAUGAGUCUUGGGUUGCAAAGUGAUUGUGUGUGGUUCGGGGAUGAUAGGAUUGGUUUAAUGGAGAAGGAUAUAUUCAAUUAUCAGGAUGCUAUUAAACAACAAGCUCUUUGCAAUAUCUAUAGUAUGAUUGAUGCAUUGUAG